CCUAUCAAAAAGGGAUUACAGGAAGCAGUGGUGACGAUCUUGCAGCAAGGACAGUAGCUGAGUGGAAGGAAGCGGUUCUGCUGGCUCCGCCGCCCUCCACCCCCGAGGCGCUGCCCGCCCCCUGCCAGUAGCACUCCUUUAAAUGGCUCAGGGCGCUAGGGAGGGGUAGGCGGGUCCGGCGUCUAAGGGCGGGGGCCGGUGGCUACGCCCAGCCAAUCGACGUCCCGCGGCGGGCAGGUCUCCAGCCAAUCGCGGCUCGGCUAUGGGGCAGGAAUGGGUGGGCCCGAAGCCAGACGGAGAGGCCCAGCCGCGGUGAGCGAGGCCCCAGCCCGUCACUGGUGGGUCCCGGCACUGGCUGGUCACGACGCUGCGGGCGUUCCUGAAGGUGGUUGGGGCGAUCCUGGCAGCUGAGGUGAAGAGCGAUCGCCUGACUUGGGAAUCUACCUUGGGCCGGAGGAGGGAGAGGCGCGCCCCGGUGAUUUGCGGAGGCGGGGUCUGGGGCAUCAUGGUGGGAGGCCUGAAGCGGAAACACUCUGAUUUAGAAGAGGAGGAGGAGGAGGAGGAGAGGUGGGAGUGGAGUCCAGCAGGCCUUCGGAGCUACCAGCAAGCCCUGCUCCGCAUCUCCCUAGACAAAGUCCAGCGCAGCCUGGGCCCCCGAGCACCCAGCCUCCGCAGGCAUGUGCUCAUCCACAACACCCUCCAGCAGCUGCAGGCCGCACUUCCCCUGGCUCCUGCCCCUGCCCUGCCCCCCGAGCCCCUCUUCCUGGGCGAGGAGGAUUUCUCCCUGUCGGCCACCAUUGGCUCUAUCCUCAGGGAGCUGGAGACCUCCAUGGAUGAGACUGAGCCCCCUCAGAAUCCAGUGGCUCCCUUGAGCCUCCAGAAUGAAGUGCCACCCCAGCCUGAUCCAGUCUUCUUAGAAGCUCUGAGCUCCCGGUACUUAGGGGACUCUGGCCUGGACGACUUCUUUCUGGACAUUGACACAUCUGUGGUGGAAAAGGAGCCUGCAUGGGCCCCACCGGAGCCUCCUCACAAUCUCUUCUGUGCCCCAGGUUCCUGGGAGUGGAAUGAACUGGAUCACAUCAUGGAAAUCAUCCUGGGAUCCUAAAACUGUGAUGCAGGGAAUCCUUCCUGUGUCAUCUUCAGGGGGGCUGGAUCAUUGAAUGCAACUCUGGGUGUGUUUUUGUGGGGGCUCUAAGCACCGACUAUGGCCUCCUUUCCUCCCAUUUCAGGGUUCCACAAACUGUCUUGCGUGUGUGUGUGUGUGUCUGUGUCUGUGUCUGGUUACCCCGGCCUUCUGUGAAGGUGGGUCUUCUUGAAUUAAUUUAUCUGUUCCAAAUGCCUUAAUGAGACUCUGUUCCUAGGAGUCUGAUUUUCCACUUACACAUUUCUUCCGCCUUUCCCACUCGUUCCCACUCCCCUGUGACCACUGGGGCCUCAGGGAAGAUAAAGAAAGCUGGGCCUGUAGAAGAAUGGCAGGGAUGUGCCGCCAUGACGCUGCAGAAACCCAGGCUCGGCUUCUUGCACCUUGAGGGGUGGGAGGGGCUGGUCUCCUCCCUCCAGGCUGAACCCCACUUCCUUGGCAGGACCCCAGUCUCUGUAGCCUCCUGAUUUCAGAGCCUGGCCGGACCACGUGCAAUAGGGUAGAAACCAAACUGCUCCAUGCCACGUUAUUUAAAAAGAAAGGCAGAAUUUGUGGUGGCUUUUUUUUUUUAUUGUUUGUAAUUUUUUUAAAUAAAAGUAUUUUGGAAGGAG
Messenger RNA from Cebus imitator (Panamanian white-faced capuchin), 1752 nucleotides. RefSeq names its product SERTA domain containing 3 (gene SERTAD3). Lineage: Eukaryota; Metazoa; Chordata; Mammalia; Primates; Cebidae. The coding region runs from base 506 to 1105 and encodes 199 amino acids. Gene Ontology annotation, biological process: positive regulation of DNA-templated transcription. The transcript has 2 exons. The record is from RefSeq and is a predicted model, not a curated record. Gene Ontology annotation, cellular component: nucleus.